AUGACGAGGAAGAGGCCUGCGGGGCAGCAGGCCGGGCGCUUGGAUCUGAGGGUCACCGUUGCCUUUCUCACGCUGCGGGGAUGUCCAGCCUCCCGAGCCCACAACCUCACUGUGCUCUCUCCCCAUAACUCCACCUUUGUGCAUACCAAUGACGCUGCCUACACUAACUCCUCCGCGACCGUAGAUAUUGUAGAAGGGAAGGUCAACAAAGGCAUUUACCUCAAGGAGGAGAAAGGGGUGACCCUGCUCUACUACGGAAGCUUCCAGAACUCGUGCAUCAGCGACCCCACCCAGUGUGGCCCCGAGGGGGUGACAUUCUCAUUUUUCUGGAAGAGACAAGGAGCGCAGACCCGGCCGGCCUCGUCUGCCUACGGUGGGCAGGUGAUCUCCAACGGGUUCAAGGUCUGCUCCAGGGGUGGUGAAGGCUCUGUGGAGCUGUACACGCGGGAGAACUCCAUGACGUGGGCGGCCACCUUCAGUCCCCCAGGCCCCUACUGGACGCACGUGCUGUUCACAUGGAAAUCCAAGGAGGGCCUGAAGGUCUAUGUCAAUGGGACCCUGAGCACUUCUGACCCCAGCGGGAAGGUGUCUCAUGGGUACGGGGACUCCAACGCCAACCUGGUGAUCGGGACCGAUCAGGACCAGACCCGGCGCUAUGAGAAUGGUGCCUUCGAUGAAUUCAUCAUCUGGGAGCGGGCGCUGACCCCGCACGAGGUUGCCAUGUAUUUCACAGCAGCCGUCGGAAAGCAUGCCGUAUUAUCUUCAACGCCUCCCAGCUUCUCUGUGACACCCACAGCGAUCGCCGUGAUGCCCACAGGGGCCUACCACCCCAUCAUAACCAACCUGACAGAGGAGAGGAAAAACUUCCAGAGCGCGGGGGCUGUGCUCAGUUACCUUCACGACGUGUCCCUCAGCUUGCCUGGCGAAUCCCUCUCACAGGAAACCACCUUCUUAAGAACCAUGGGAGAAGUUCUUCUACUUCCCAGCUGGACAACUGUGUCAGAGGACCAGACGGUGGUGCUGGGCCUGAUCGAGACCAUUGACACGGUGAUGAGGCACGUAGCUGCCAACCUGCAUGCCUGUGAGCCCCAGGUCUCCAUUGUUGGCUCCUCCUCCAUGGCAGAGUACUCGGUGGGGAAAGUCCUCCCCACGACCACGAACACCUCCCACUACCGCUUCCUGGCCCAGGGGCACAGCUACAUCCAGAUCCCGCAUGAGGCCUUCCACAGCCAAGCCUGGACCACUGUCGUGGGGCUCCUGUACCAGUGGGCGCACUGCUACCUGAAGAACAUCCACCCGGCCGACACUAAGAUCCCCAAGGCGGUGGAACACCAAGACCACCUGAUGUCGGCUGCCAGUCUCCUGAUCUCACUGGAGAUGUCCCCACCGCCCACUCUCUCGCAGACCUUGUCAGGGUCUCCGCUGGUCACCAUCCACCUCGCACACAACCUGACACAAAAGCAGACUGCCCAGGCCACCAGUGAGAGCAGCCAAGUCUUCUGGUACUGCGCCUUCCUGGACUUCAGCUCCGGGAAAGGCGUCUGGUCGGACCAGGGCUGUGUGCUCGUGGAGGGGAACCUCAGCUACUCUGUCUGCCGCUGCACGCACCUCACCAACUUCGCCAUCCUCAUGCAGGUGGUCCCACUGGAGCUGGCGCCUGGACACCAGGUGGCGCUGUCGUCCAUCAGUUACGUCGGCUGCUCCCUGUCCGUGCUCUGCCUGACCGCCACGCUGGCCACCUUCGUCAUCCUCUCCUCUGUCAGCACCAUCAGGAGCCAGCGCUACCACAUCCACGCCAACCUGUCCUUCGCUGUGCUGGUGGCCCAGCUGCUGCUGCUCACCAGCUUCCAGUUAGAGCCGGGCAAGACCCCGUGCCAGGUCCUGGCCAUACUCCUGCACUACUUCUUCCUGAGUGCCUUUGCGUGGAUGCUGGUGGAGGGCUUGCAUCUGUACAGCAUGGUGAUCAAGGUCUUUGGCUCUGAGGACAGCAAGCACCUCUACUACUACGGCAUAGGAUGGGGCUUUCCUCUUCUCAUCUGUGUCAUUUCCAUGUCGUCUGCCAUGGACAGCUACGGAACAAGUCAGAACUGCUGGCUGUCCCUGAGGAGUGGCGCUAUCUGGGCCUUUGUGGCUCCCGCCCUGUUUGUGAUCAUGGUCAACAUCGGUAUCCUCGUUGCUGUGACCCGGGUCAUCUCUCAGAUCAGCGCCGACAACUACAGGAUACACGGAGACCCCAAUGCCUUCAAACUGACCGUGAAGGCCGUGGCAGUGCUAUUGCCCAUCCUGGGCACCUCGUGGGUGUUCGGGGUGCUUGCAGUAAACCACCAGGCCUUGGUCUUCCAGUAUGUGUUUGCUGCACUCAACUCUUUACAGGGCCUCUUCAUCUUCCUGUUCCACUGCCUCCUGAACUCAGAGGUGAGAGCCGCUUUCAAGCACAAAACCAAGAUCUGGUCCCUCACCAGCAGCUCGGCCCGCAGCACCCAAGCGAAGCCCUUCAGCUCUGACAUCAUGAACGGGGCCCGGCCAGCCACAGUGUCCUCCAGACUCAGCCCCUGGGACAAGAGCAGCCUUUCUGCCCACCGUGUGGACCUGUCUGCAGUGUGA
Messenger RNA from Orycteropus afer afer, 2604 nucleotides. It is a transcript of the gene ADGRD1, whose product is annotated as adhesion G protein-coupled receptor D1. Gene Ontology annotation, cellular component: membrane. Gene Ontology annotation, biological process: adenylate cyclase-activating G protein-coupled receptor signaling pathway; cell surface receptor signaling pathway. The coding region runs from base 1 to 2604 and encodes 867 amino acids. Lineage: Eukaryota; Metazoa; Chordata; Mammalia; Tubulidentata; Orycteropodidae. The record is from RefSeq and is a predicted model, not a curated record. The transcript is spliced from 24 exons. Gene Ontology annotation, molecular function: G protein-coupled receptor activity.